Molecule: messenger RNA, 1235 nt
Organism: Thermothielavioides terrestris NRRL 8126
Lineage: Eukaryota; Fungi; Ascomycota; Sordariomycetes; Sordariales; Chaetomiaceae
Exons: 4
Biological process (GO): mitotic sister chromatid biorientation
Cellular component (GO): mitotic spindle; mitotic spindle polar microtubule; DASH complex
Source: RefSeq, a predicted model, not a curated record
UUAGCGGGGCAGCACAUGCUGAUCGCCCGGGCCAUGCGAACGAAAGCGAGCCCUGGGAGGGAAAAAUCUGCAGGAACAGCAGCGAGUUUAGCCAAGGUGGGAAGCCUGACUUGGGGCUGUCUGGGAUAUCGUUUAACGUGAACGUUAUUUCCAGCUGGUCUCCCCGGUCGAGCCCGCAGCGGUGUGAAAUUCUUUCGUCUGAAGCUUCUUCCGGGUGCUCCGAACGCAAGGUCAGCUUCGAGAUGGGCCCACUGCACUGACGCCUUGGCGGGCGCUAACUCGCUGAGUUAGCACGUCGUGUGUGGGUGGGAUCUGCUCGUGGUCAAUUUGCGGGGCAGCCGCCAAGACCUGAACGAUUCAGGAAUGAAGCAAACAAACAUCACGCGCGCACCAUCGCGGCCGACGAUCACAAAAGACGACGACACCUAGCUCCCAUUCCAGAGAAGAUAUGGCCCAUGACGGUCAGCAACCACCCAACCCGCAGCGGCGCGCGCGCUCGACCUCGCGGUCCCGGCCGACUACGCCCCUCCGGCCCUCCUCCCGCUCCUCGUUCCGCGAGUCGGCCCGCAGCAGCGUGCAAGGCGACUCGGCGUCGUUCCCGCUCAACGCGUUCGAGCCGGCCUUCGCCGAGCUGUCCGACGCCGUGGCCGACCUGGAGGCCAACAUGAUGCACUUCCAGCUGAUGCACGAGAGCCUGGCGCGCUUCAGCGAGAGCUUCGCGAGCUUCCUGUACGGCCUGAAUAUGAAUGCGUUCUGUGUCGAUUUCCCGGAGGGUCCGAUGACGGAGUCUUUCAGACGGAUGAAGCUGAGGGAGGAGGAGCAGCAGAAUACCUCGAGGCUCGCCGAGAGGACGGCCGGCGAUGUCGAUACCGAGACCACGUUCAUGACCACGGAUACCUCGUUUGUCGAAAACCCCCCGACAUCUUCUAAGCCGGCCUUAAAGUACCAGGCACCCGGUUCAAACCGUCAGUCGCGGGUCCCGGCGCCGUCCGGGUCCGGGUCCACAAGGGGCGCGACAGCUGGCAGAGGAGCGGCAGGAGGAGGCAGAGGAGGUACCCGAGGGACGCGGCCUAGCGGGAUUGCGCGACCCCGGGGGCGUGGUAUUAGAUGAAGUGGAGUGUGAAGAGAAAAGCAGAGUUGGGAGGUUGGCGUUCUGCGAAAGCGGGGGCCAUCCAGCUCCUCAAAAUGUCCCUGUGGCAGGACGACGUUCUGCCGCGGUACAGCAGCGGGGCUGG